GCACAUAACAAUAAUGUUAUAUCGAAAGCUGCAUUGGCUCAACGUGCACGGCGAGAACGUGAAAGAAAUGAUAAGGCAAGUUCUUCAUAUCAAUUGGGACAAUGUUCGCGACGUGAACGAGAAAGAUCGAGAUAAUUGAUUCCACCAAGCACAACUAAUACUCCACCGGCUCAGAAAGGAGUAAUGUUUACACAUCUACUUUCGCCAAGCACAUCUUUAGCUUCACAAAGGAAUUGGCCUACUCAUGCAAACUCAUUGCUCCAUGAGACUAGGAAUAUCGGUGUUGUUAUUCGUGAUGAGUGCAAUCUUAAUAUUAUCCGCAAUUCUAAGGCAAAGGAAAAGGAAAAGGCCAAGGCAAUGUCUAAAGGAAAAGAAAAGGCAACUUCUUUUGACAAAUGGAAGGAAAACGCAUGUCCAAUGGAUUGGGUUAAAAAAUAUAUGGAGCUCAAAAAUAUAAAUACAACUAGAUUGCUUCGAUGGGGAUGUAACAAGAUUGUCGUGCAUGUUCCUCACUGGGGAUACAUAUAAGUUGAUACGAGGACUUUUUGGAAAGUGAUGAGGCGCUCCUAGGAUUUCUAAGAAAGAACAAGUUUGAAUCUCAUAUUUACUUUUGUGAAUAGCGUACAUAUGCUAGCUACGAUCCAUAUUUUGUAAAGUUUCCGAUCGAUGUGAAAUUUAUUACUUACAAUAGUUUUGUAAAGCCUUUUAUCUAUGUGAAAUUUAUAACUAAGUUUAGAUGUAUGUUAGAUAAUUUUCAUUUGAAUUAUUGAUUUAUGCUAUGAGUUUGUUUUUGUAAAUGUAACACACUAGGUGAUAUAUGUUUUUGUAAAUGUUAGAUAUUUUUUCUUCCUAAUAUGCUCUUGAAUUAGGUUAAACAAAACUAAUC
This is a messenger RNA of Camellia sinensis, 886 nucleotides long. The record is from RefSeq and is a predicted model, not a curated record. Lineage: Eukaryota; Viridiplantae; Streptophyta; Magnoliopsida; Ericales; Theaceae.